Colletotrichum lupini is the source of this 2007-nucleotide messenger RNA. RefSeq lists its product as uncharacterized. The record is from RefSeq and is a predicted model, not a curated record. The transcript is spliced from 13 exons. Bases 1 to 2007 code for a protein of 668 amino acids. Lineage: Eukaryota; Fungi; Ascomycota; Sordariomycetes; Glomerellales; Glomerellaceae.
AUGGCUAUGGCGAUGCCUGGGAGAAAGCAAGCCGAUGCUUCAAACAAUUGUUUCCCACACAGCAGGCGAGUAGCUGUAGGUGUGUGGUUGACUCGAACAAACGACGGAUGCUCGGGGGAGGGUACGGGAGUGGUUCCCGGUUCAAGCUUCAGGAGAGGUGCCGAGCAAAGUGAAGUGCACAGCAAAAAAGACCGAAGCGGAAGUUGCGGCAACAAGCAGGCAAGGGCAGAAAAGGAGACGAGGAGGAAAUUGACCGGUCCUCGUGUCGAAAUACCUUUUGUCCUCGCAGCAACUCGGGGAAGGAGAGGAGGAGGAGGAGAGGUGGGAGGUUUCGGUAGGGGCAAGGAGGAAGGAACCGAAAAGAGGGAAAGUGCGAGGGAAAGUACCUCCUCCACUGUCUCUUUUGCUCCUGGGGAACGACUCCCAAAAAAAGAGGAUUGCAAAAAGCCCGGUGUUUACAACGGUACGUAUACCUAUUCCUAUACAGUAGAUACCCAGGCAGUACUUCCCACAAUUGGUCUUUCUUACCUGUCUGACGUUGCCUUUCUACACAAGUACAUGGCAACACCAACGAGUAACAAGAGACGACGACCGGCAGGAACAAAACAAGAUGCUGUCCAACGAUCGAGGGCGUGUUUGGUGGGCGCAAUUGGUCCAUGUGCAGCUGCACCAACAGCACCCAACACCCAGGGCAUUGCCGGGCUUGCAAUUUUGAUACGACUGGUGGAGGCACCCCUGCAAUGCGAGGUGUUUGGCACUUUCCAUCGUGAGGUGGCCAUGAAGAUGAACCCAUCGGGGUUGCUUACGGAACCAAUGCAAGCUGGCGACGAAUUCUCUUUGGCAGGCACCCUGAAAUCCCUCGCUCAGUUUUCUCCUCCAUCACCAUCGUUCAUGUGUAUGGGUCUUCUCGACUUGGAGAACGAAGAGAACCAUAAGGGCUACUGCAUAAGGCCGGCAGCCCUAGUGCUGCUCCUCAUCGGCGACCAAAGCCAUGUUCUUUCUCAAAACUGCAUCGUGUUCCCCGCGAUGUCUCGUCUCAUAAGCCUGCCUUGCCUUUGCUUUCUGCGAGCUAAUAGUCUCGGUCUAGGACCCCACGAGCUUCGUCAACUGCAUAACCCGCCCCAACUUCUCAAGUCCCCUAACUCAAUGGAAUGUCCCCUAAGUAGGAACCCAAGCGCCAACAGAUCCGAGGUGCCGAAGCACAUCUGCUGGAGCCUUUGGUUUAGGUGCCUUUCCCCUGUCGCACUUGGGAGCGGCGUCAGUGCUGUGCCGGAGACUGCGGCCGUGCUCGUUGCAUCUGGCCUUCCUGCCUGGGCUGCCAUAUUCUACGGAGUACCUCAGGUACCUCAGAGAGCAGCAGCACGGCAAGGGAAGGGCCACAUCAGCGUCCCAUCGCUUGACCCAACGUGGGAAAAUGGGGUCGCGAAUGAAAUUCCAUCCGUGCUAAAGAACGGAAUGCCACAGGCUGUUGACUUCAAUUCCCGGGGAUACGGGUCUACAAGACGUCGGAGACAGCUUCAGCUUGCUUACCUUUCCAUAGCCUCUCUUCCCACCACUGCUGCGACUCUCACCCCCUUUGAACAGAGCUGCAGAAACCACCACAUUUUAUGCACGGCAGGGCUCAAAAGUCCACUCUUCGACCACGGCGCCUUUUCCACGUUCCCUCGGGAGGGAACCCUUGGACAUAGCCACGCUCUCUUGCAUACCGGCUCCUUGCCGCCGUCGCCGGAUGCUUGGAUCUUCCCUAUCAGCAGGGACCCUUCUUCUCCCCUUUGCGUCUUCUCCGUCCAGCACGAACCCGUCACUCACGUCCCUCGCGGCAUCGCCCUCGUCGGGGACCAAGGUAUCGUGUAUCGACCUCUAUUGUUCUCCGGGGUUGCGCCUAUGCGGCUUUGUCACACACUUAACUCCGCGACGAAGGAAUUCCUGUUUUGGGUUCUGAGCAUAUCAACACAUGCUGAUGGAUCGACCAACCUUCAGAGGAUCAUUGCCAUGAGCAAUCCAUAA